Messenger RNA from Lachnellula hyalina, 705 nucleotides. RefSeq lists its product as uncharacterized. The transcript has 2 exons. Lineage: Eukaryota; Fungi; Ascomycota; Leotiomycetes; Helotiales; Lachnaceae. The record is from RefSeq and is a predicted model, not a curated record. Bases 1 to 705 code for a protein of 234 amino acids.
AUGGCAUACCCAGGAAAGCCAAAGUACACACUCCUCAGCAGCAUGUACGGAAAGGACGACAAAGAAGAAGAUGUUCCAUUUCUAUCACCAGGCGCAACUCGACUGCAACGAAGAUUCAGAGCGCCUCGAGCCGAAGUGAUACUCCAAACCGGCACCUUCCUUCUCACUGCCAUCAUUUUGGCUCUCUAUCUCACCAAUAUUUCAUCAUCCUCGCUAUUCCACGACCACCCCGUCGGCGGCGAUGGCACCCUGCCUGUAGGCAUGUCGCGCGUCAAUCCAACAACCGCCCACCAGCUACAACCAUGUGGUCUCGACGCCGCCACCGCCAAGAAGAACGGCUGCAUCUUCGAUCUGCUGACCAUGUCUUGGCUAGCGCCUGAAUGCUAUGAUGAGGAACUUUCCGAAGAAUUCCUCGAGGUAGCUUCCGAGCCAUUUUUCUAUGACAUGGAAGGCACGAAACCCAUCAAAGAUUACAAUGAGCUGUCAGAGGUGACGCAGAUGGUUUAUACGACAAGGAGAUAUCAUAUCUUCCACUGCAGCUAUGGAUGGAGGAUGAUGCAUCGUGCUUUGGUGAGGGGAGGGGUUCUGGAGAGCGGCUUGAGUGGAUAUCAUCAUACGGAGCAUUGCACGGAUCAAUUGAUGAAUCAGACGAUUCCGUACGAUAAAGUCAUCACAAAAAUCAACAUUGACUUCCCGGAUUGUUGA